UAUCUCAAUUUCUGCUGAGAGUCGAGAGACGUUACCUUUCGUAGGAGUUGGUGCCUUUGGGCCAUUCCUUAAAUUCCCGAGGGAGUAAUCGCGUGUGCCUUCUUAGACUAGUGGUGCUGGGAGUUGGGAGGAACGGCGUUUAGUGCAGCGUUUGUACUAGUGUUGGUUCGCAAAAUGUGGUCCCGGCAACCUAGUUCCUGGAAAUAUGGAGUUAGAGGAACCGAUAAAAUGACCCUGAUGGAAGAAUCAGAUCCAGAAUGUGAGACAUUCCAUAAGAAAACGCCUAAAUUCUUCAAAAGGCAGAGGGAAUUAGAACCAGUUAACCUGAUAGUCAAUGGAAGAAUAAAACUAAUACACAGUGAUUGGUUCAGGGAUGGGCAUACAAUCCAGGUUGGUCCAAUGGAAGUCAAUUCUGAGAUCUUUGCUGGAAAGACUGGAAGAGGCAGCUGUCUUUCUGCUGGGGCUGCUGAACUGUACAAUGUAGAACCUAAGCAUAGAGCUGGUAGGAGCCACUGCAUGAAGAGGGCUUGCCAAGUGGAACCAAUCCAAAGGAGAGCAGGGCUAAGAGAGAGAGCUUUCUUCUCUUCUGAAGACUGCCUGGGUCUGUGUCCUGCAUUAACCAGAAAGAAGUGUCAUAAUCCCAAAUGUUGGUGAGGACACCGAGCAUCAGGGGCUUUCUGGUGCGAAGACAAACUCCUCAGAGCCUUGCCUUUGGAACAUUGACAGCAUCCUCUGAAGCUGAACAUAAAAAGCUUGACCCAUGAACAGCAAUUCUACUCCAAGCCCCAGUCCUAGGAACUGAAAACAUGGUACAAACCCAAUGAAGAAAGCAGCAUGAUUUGUGAUGGUUGUAAAGUGAAAAUAAGCCAGAUGACCACCAAUAGUGGACUGGAUAAACAGAUGGUGUGCCAUUCACACUAUGGAAUAGUUGACAGCAGCAAAGACCAUUGAGCCACAGCUUCUGACAAUGACAUCGAUGAGGCUCACAGACUGUACCAUCCAUCCAUUCGGACAUAAGACACUCCAGGGUCAGACUCUCCUGUAAAUUCAGUAGCUUCCUAGUGCUGGAGUUAGUCCUGUCUGCAGAGCCCAUGUCUACUUGAUUCCCAGACAUCUUGGGGGUGAGAGAGGGUCCCUGAAAGGGUCUUGGAUGAGAGGAGUCCUGCACUCCCCUGGGCAUUGCUGUGAUUGUUCUUGUUGCUGCUGUUGAGAACAUUUGGCCUGCUGGUUCUUGAAUCAUCAUAGGUGCUUGUUCGGUUGAUUCAUACGUCCCUCCUGCUCCUCAUAGGCUGAGUACCUGCCCCUCUCAAAGUGUUUCCCCGGCUCCUGGUCCCUGCUGUGGACCCUGUGUUCCUGGUGCCACCUCCUCGGGGGUCUGGGGAAGGCACAAGGCCCAUGAAAUGCCUAGGUUCUUACAGCCUUCACUCCUCUGUUCCUGCCCCUUGAGCUUGGUACAUUUUUUAAAAUAUUUUUAUUUUUAAGUAAUCUCUAUACCCAGCAUGGUGCUUGAAGCCAGAACCCUGAGAACGCAUGCUCCACCAACUGAGUCAGCCAGGUGCCUCGAGCUUGGGGUUUCAAGCCAUAUACACAUUGUACAAAAUAAGGUUAAUCCCAGAAAGCAUUAGAGAAUGAGGCCAUCUUGGCCCUGGCCUCCGCAGACAUAGCCCAGAUCGAUGACUGGGUAGAAAACACGUAAUGAAAAUGUUAAGACAUUGAGAGAAUGCAGAGAACCAGGGAUCUGCCUUUUCCUCCAGAAGACAAGCAGUCACCUCGUUUCCUUCCCAGCUGUAGGCUCCUACAAUGCCACUCCUUAACCACAUCUUCCAGCACCCCCAAAAUCAACUCCCUCUCAGCAAUUUUUUAAAACCUCAAACAUGGCAUACUACACACAAAGUUGGCCUUGUCACCUGUAUUUUUUUGGCAAUUGGACAUUUAGGUCUGCCUUGUCAAAGGUUUCUUACUAAUGAUAUAGAGGUGCUAAUGGCUGGACACUUGGGAUUUUUCCUGGGAUUUGUCUAUUAUGAGACUGCGGUGAAAAAGAACCUCCUGUUUAAUCACCCCUCCCAAGACUGGGUUUCCUUGGGUAGUUAUUAAAAUGUUUAACUUUUUCUUUCAAGAAAAGAGGAUGUGGGCAGAGAGGAUCUUCUGUGGGCCUACGGGGAAAUCGGGGCUCUUCUUUGUACUAGCAGAUCAUCUUGGGGGAGAGGCUUAGUAUAUGGAGGUGAUGUGGGAAAAUUCCCAUAAGGAUGGCCUGGAUGAAAUGCAAUAACACAUUGGUCAAGAUGCUUCAAGAAGUUGAAAGCAUUAUACAGCAACAAUAAGAUGUGACUAUAAAGUAAUGGGACAGAUUUCACUGGAAUCAUAUACUGGAACCAGCCAUAUUGCUUUAUGUUUGGACAGAUGAUACCCAGAAGACUGAGAAGACCUGAUUCAGACAGACUCCAGGAAAAACUGAAAAUGUACUGGAUCGUGUAGAAGUCUGUGGGGUAGGCUGGCUUCAGGCACUAUGAGAUUCAAAUGCUCAAGCGAUGUUACAAGGACAGGAUUUCUUUUCCUGGCUCUGCCUUCUGACAUAUUGGCUCUCAUAAGUCUUCUUGUUGUGGAGACAAGAUGGCCAUGGCAGCUCACGCCUCAUGUCCUUUCAGGUUUUGGUACAGCAGGAAAGGGAAAGAAUCUUCCUCCCUCGUGGCUGAAACCUGUCCCAAAUUGAGUCUUCUUGACCCUAAUUGGCCAGUCUUUGGUCAGGUGGCCAUCCCUGAACCAGCCAGAGAAUGUGAUUCUCUGGUUGUCUCAGCCCAGAUGUAACAAUCUGGGGGGACUUAAGACAAAGUCAACUCCACUAGAAUCCUAUGGACUGAGAAAAAGUAAAUCCCUGAACAUAAACUCAGUGCUAUUCUGGCAUUAAGUGAAAUGAACAUUGGGCCAUCAAGAAGCCACAAAUUUUCACUGCAUUUAGCGACUUGCUGUUCAUGAACCUGUCAUUUCAAAAUUCUGGCUCAGCUGAGUUUCUUUCAGGGAAUGUCUCUGCAUUUUGUUUUAGAAACAAGCAAUUAGAUGCAUGUGUGUGGCGAGAGAAAUGUUUGCAUAUUGAAAUGGCCUUUAAAAGUGUUUCUUUUUCAGUGAGAUAGCUCUUCCUCCUGUCUUGUAAAGAGGUUUGCCUCACAAAGGUCUAGCAACAUUAAAGUAGUUCUUAAUCAGAAUUGUAGGGAAAGCAAACACAAAGGCUGAGCAUCUUCCCUCUGCACACCUGAGAAGAGAUUAAAUGCAGAAAAAAAACCCCAAUACGUGCAAGGUCAUUGAAAUCAGAGCAAAGAAAGGGAAAACCAAUCAUCGUGGGGGGUUUUUUGAUCAAACGUGAUUACAUUUAAAAUAAGCUCAGCCAUGCUUCUCCUGUCACAAAGGGAACGUGGAGGAGGUUGCCAAAUAAGCUCCCUGCCUUCAAGUUUUGAAAGAGCCAAUUAUGAGAUGCAAAUGACCCAAAAUUGGGCUAGGAAAUUAAUGGUAGAAUAACUGAUAAGUGUGUAAGUUCUCUGGUCUUAUCUUCUCAGGUGAUACAUCUGCUACAACAACUCCUUUCUGCAUCAUCUGUUUUUUUUUCCCUUCUCUACCUCACCCUCACAUCUUCAUGCCGUAGCUUGCCAGUCUCACUAAGCCCAGGGGAACCCAGUAGGGCUUGUAACCCAUAGCCAGGCCCUCCUGAGCUACGGAUAGCUGCUCGGAGCCCUUUCCCCACCCCACCAUUCAUAAGUCAAUGGUACUAUCCCACCCUCGACCCUGCUUCUGGAGAGAAUGGGGUCACUGUGGAAUAGGUGAGCCCUGGGAGGCAAGCCGGAGGGGCCACAAGGAGCGUGGGCACAGAGAAGACCAUCUGACAGCCACAGGGGAGUCACAGGACCAGAGGGGCUCUUUUGGCUCUUUUUCUAGCUCUUGGACAAGCAGUUCCCAGCUCCCUCCUCCACAUUCCUUAUUUCCAGCCAACGUGCACCCAAAACUGUGCUGACCCUCAGAUUUUGCUUUGUUUGGCCAGUAACAGGUUUUAACAUAUUUUAAAUGUAAAUGCCUUUGAGUACAGUCUAUGUGUAUAUAUGUGUAUGUAUGUGUAUGUAUGUAAUCCUGGAGUUUUCCACAGUCCCUACUACUCCCUGUUGCCUUUCACAGGCCUCUGAAUGACCUUCAGCUAGUGGGUAACACAUUAACCCUUUCACUCUUAUCACCUUAAUUCUCUCCUUUCUCUUUCUGAAAUAAGCAGUCACUGAGGAAUGACUCAGUCUUGAGUGUAUUCCCCCUCCCAUGCUUCUCCUGCUUCCCUGAGCCACACACAGACUCCCACUCUCCCAGUUUGUGUUCCAUGUCCCCAAAUAAGCAACCCUCCUCUGAGUCUGCACACACUUUGGCUCCUCUUCCAGCCAUGACUUCCAGCUGCCUCCUAGUUAACUCACACUCUACCUCCAGAGCUCGGCCCAAAUGUGAAUUCCUCAGGAAAGCCCUGAGGCUGCCUGACAGCCCCAGACUAAGAUGGAUCCCAUCACAUGCUCAGAACACCCUGUAUGUCUUUUUAAAAAACUUUUAAAAAACUAUUUAUUUUUGAGAGAGCACAGCAGGCCACCGGCAGAGAGAGAGGGGCACAGAAGAUCUGAAGUGGGCUCCCUGCUGACAGCAAGACAGUCCGAUGCGGGGCUUGAACCCACAACCAUGAGAUCAUGACCUGAGCCGAAGUCGGACACUUAACUGACUGAGCCCCAAACACCCUGUAUUUCUGCUUCACGGCAUUUGCCUUGAUUGUCUUACAGUAAUUACUUGUCUGUGUUCCUCCCUCACCCCAACACCUGCCCAACUCCACCACCUCCCAAACGUGAGCUCAGGGAGGACAGUUAUUCAGUUUGUUGUGUUCAUAGUUUAUCUCCAGCUCCAAAGGAGCACAAUUUGAGUGCUCAUUACAUGUUGAUCAGUGAGUGCGUGAAUGAAUGAAAAGACUGAGAUGGCAGGGAGACGAAUUUCAGGGGAAAGACCGCACAGACACAGGGUCCAAGGGAAUACUGCAAGGAGCGCAUGACAGUACCAUGGGGAGUCUCGUUCAUUCAUAAAUCCCAGCCUCCGAGAAUGUGCUGGCUUCCCAAAGUCACCUCGGAACAGGUUCUUUCCCUAGCACUGGGUCCCAACAGCCUACUGUGUGGGGGUGGAAGAGGAUUUCCCAGCUUCUGUGGGCCCUUUUACUUGACCCCAGGAAGUCCCCUUUUGCAUUCCCUCUGGUAAGCUUUCCUCACCUUCCCUGCUCUGUGCAAACCCCUCACUCUAUUCCCUCUUGGAAUGAAAGCCAUUUAGUGACAUCUUCCUUGGGUUCUCUUUUUUUUGUAUCUCAACUCUGGCCUUCAGCAGCACUUCUAUUUAAUGGUAUAGGGUGAGCAGUCUUCCCAGGAAAAGUUUUUCUAAAUGUUUCUGGUUUUACCUGAAUUGUUUUUGUUUGAGGUUUAAAUGCAUCUAUAGAUUUUCUGACCCAUUCAGGAACUUUGCUAUUUUUAAAUAAAAGAGGGAUGUGCCAAGUAAUAGCAAAUCGAAACCAUCUCCAUUGGUGCAAAUCACCUUCAAGAAGGACAGACCACCUUUUGGAAGCCUUACAUAGUGGGGAAGUGGCUCCUUUCUGGGUGCUGAGCCUGCUCUGACCCCAGCCCCUCAUUGGUGGCCCUGUGCCAACUCUGCAUUCUGAGGGGGUCAAACCCCUCUAACUGUGAUGACUCACCAGGCUCCCUGAGCUCAGGGUCAGUGGACGUCACUCUUUCCCCCUGCACUGAAGCCCAGGAAAGCCCCAGGGCAUGGGUCACCAGGUGGCAGCCUCUGAUGGGCCUAUCUGUGUCCCAGGACAGUCGCUGUGCCUGUCUGGGUAGGGAGUGUGUUGUGAGGUCCCAUUUACAAAAAUGGGAAGAGAUUAGAGAAACGGCUUUUUCUGUGUUCUGUGAAGACUUUAAAUGAACCAACCUCUUACUUCUACCCCCUGAGCCUGUGACACGGGAGUGUGCCUCAUGGUUGGUGUUAAAGGAUAGCAUGUUUGUGUCUCCUCACCCAAAUUCAUAUGUUGAAAUCCUAACCCCCAAUGUGAUGGUUUUAGGAGGUGGGGCUUUUGUGAAGUAAUUAGGUCAUGAGAGUGAACGAAUGAAAAGACUGAGAUGGCAGGGAGGAGAAUUUCAGGGGAAAGACCACACAGACACAGGGUCCAAGGGCAUACCACAAGGGGUGCAUGAAUAGGAUCAGUGCCCUUGUAAAAGAGAUCCCAGAGUGCUAGCUCACUCUCUUUCCACCAUGUGAGGAUUCAAUGAGAAGUUGGAUGUUUGCAGCAUGGAAAAGGGUUUUCACCAGAACCUGACCAUGCUGGCCUCUGCUUUUGAGUUUCUAGCCUCUAGAAACUUGAGAAAUAAACAUGUGUUGUUUAAGCCCCCUAGUCCAUGAUAAUCUGUUAUAGCAGCCUGAACUAUGAGUUGUUGGGUUGGAAGAAGUGUUCUCUGCUUACACAGAAGUCUCCCCACAGUCCCUUCCGGGUCCUUCAUAUACUUUUCCCUCCUUCAGUUCCUGGCACCAUGGACUAGAGUAUGUCAGUGUGGUCAGGCCCAAAGUGUGAGGAGGUCUCCUCCUCCUGCAUACCCCUAUCCUGACCAGAGAGGCAUAUUAAUCACCAAAGGGGACAUAGAGCUGGUCAGUCAUCAAGUAUUUUCCCUCCCCUGGGGAGGACAUCAUAGUGGAAGAGAAGAAAUUCCUGGAAGAGUCACUGGUUCAAAGACACUUACGGCCUGGACAGUUAAUAAUAAAAUUAUCAGGUUAAUACCUCCCAGAACCAUAGCAACUAGGAGCCAUUCAUCCCAGAGCCCCAGGAAACAAUGGCAGCCGCUCAAAGAAGCUUGGAGCUUCUUGAAGAUUCGGUGUUGGACAUUUGGAGGAGAUGGUGGCUGGAGGCUCAGAACUCCAUGUGCUAAGUAGCGUGAGCCCUGCCACCAAGUCAUGCUAGCAUAUCUUGCUUCUGACACAGGAUAAGAUUUAUAGUUCCAAUUGUGGCUGGCCUUUUGGCUCCAGGCUUGAUCCAUCUAGACCCUUGUACUCUUUCUAAAUGCCUUUCAUUAGCCUUUCCCUGCUCAAAAAUUUUUAUGAAUUUCUAGUUUUCUAAAGCAAAAGAAAAAAAAAAUGUGACCUCCCUUGCCAGGCCAGUGCUCAAGACUGUCCUAGUCUUUCACCGUGGAGUCUCCCCAGCCUUUUCCACUUCUGCCCUUCAUGAGACACCUGAGAGCAGUGAGGUGCAAGCCUCCAGGCCCGACUACUACUUCUCCUCUAGUACUUGCUCCUUUUUCAAGGUCCACUUCUGGGAAGAUGUUCCUUCUUGAAGCAUCCCCUGCCCACCUUAUCCCCGUGGGUCCCUUAACCCUGGUUCCAUAACAGGUACUUGUAAAAUUCUUGUCCAUUGAUUUAGCCGGCCAUCACAGUCCAGAGAGAGUAGUUACUGUGUAGGAUUAGGUAAGGCUGAGUGUCUUUGCAGAUGCUUUUUCUGGAAUGCAAUUUGACAAUGUGAACCAAGAGUCUUAAAAAUGUCUAUAUCCCUUGACUUGGGAAUCGUACUUCUAUAAAUCCAUCCUAAGUAAAUUAACUGACGUGCCAUCAAUAUGAAUAAAACAAAAGUGUCUGCAAUUUACUAAACUGCUAAGCACUUGUAUGUGCCAAACCUCGACUGCUGGCCACUUUAUAUACAUUCAUUCCUAUGAUCCUCUGAGUCACCCCAUGAGAUAACUAUUAUGAUCUUCAUUUCACAAAUGAGACACUGAGGCCAGAAAAUUUUAUGGAACUUGACUAUUAUUACAUCCUUGGUAAAUGAAAGAAUCAGAAUCUGACUCCAAGGCCCAUGCACUGCAUCCUUAUUAUGCCAGUGGAAAAUCAUGAGCAAUAUAAACGUCUAGCAAGAGGAAAUGAACUAAUUUUGCUAUACCCACAUUAUGGGAUCUUAUCAGCCAUCAAAAUAAUGUUUUUGGAAGACUGUUCAAUGACAUGGGAAAUACUUCAGAUAAAAAGUUGAGUGAAAAUAAUAAGAUUCUAUAGUGGGUUGAAUGGUGACCCUAAAAGAUAUGUCACAUUGAACUCCUUGGAGCUUAUGAGUGUGACCUCAUUUAGAAAAAAAAAAAAACAAAAACAAAAAAAAAACCCUUUGCAGAUGUAAUUAAGGAUCUUGAGGUAAGAUCAUCCUGGAUUAUCCAGGCAGGUUCUAAAUCAAGUAACAAGCAUCCUUAUAAGAGACAGGAGAAAUAAAAGACACAAAGAAGCAUGGAAGGCAAUGUGAAGAUGGAAGCAAAGAUUGGAGUCAUGUGUCUAUAAGCCAAGGAAUGUCAGCAACCACGAGAAACCAGAAGAAGCAAGAAACAAAUUCUUCCCUACAACCUUUGAAAGGAGCAUGGCCCUGCGAACACGUGGAUUUCAGACUUCUGGCUUCCAGCGCUGUGAGAAAAUAUAUUUCUGUUGCUUUAAGCCACCAAGCUUGUGGUAAUUUGUUGCAUCAGCCCCAAGACGCUAAUACAGGUUUCUAGCCAUAGAUGCCUUUAGAAGCCUUCCUCCCUUUCCAGCCUGUCAUGGCAAUCUAGACCUGCUGCACUCGACCCCAACCUAUAUCUCAAGUUGACAAGCAUUCUGUAGCUUCUACCCAAGAAUGCUGUCCUCUCUCUCCUGGGCCUGUGUCCCCUGAGUUCUCCAUCUGCCUGAGAAGAUCAAUACAGAUAUAGACACAUACCAAUAUGUGUGUUAUAAAAAUCUGUACUUAAUACCACUGCUGGGAUCUGGUGCAGCACUGUCCUAAGCGUAAGGGACACAUGCAGACCCGCUUCCAUUAUGUAGUGUUUUACCGUUUGCAAAUCACAUCCAUGCGCACUAUUUGCUCUUCACGCCACACUGUAAGGUGUGCAAAAUAUCUUAUGUUUUAUAUUUUAAUAUUAUUUAUAUUAUAUUUACAUAUUUUAUACUUGUUUUGCAGGUGAGUAAACUGAGGCUUCACAGAUAUUAAGUGCCUCGCUUACUCAAAGUCAUGCAGUAGGGCAGAGCUUAAACCCAGAUUUCCUACUUAUUCUUUCCAUGAUAGUAAGCUCCCUUCAGACCCAAUGUUUUGGAAAUUCAGGGAGAGGAAGGUGAAAUCUCAUAGCAGGGAUCCAGGCAGUUUUCUUAGAAAAGGUAGAAUUCAUUUUACAGUUUCUUGUAAAAUGAUAGAAUCCCAGUAGAUUGGGGGUUGGCAAUUUGUGGUCUGUGGGCUAAAUCUGGCCUGCCUUCUAUUUUUGUAAAUAAAGUUUUAUUAGAACACAGCCUUGCUUAUUCAUUUA
Neofelis nebulosa (Clouded leopard) is the source of this 9332-nucleotide messenger RNA. RefSeq names its product protein FAM136A-like. Bases 175 to 654 code for a protein of 159 amino acids. Lineage: Eukaryota; Metazoa; Chordata; Mammalia; Carnivora; Felidae. The record is from RefSeq and is a predicted model, not a curated record. Gene Ontology annotation, cellular component: cytoplasm. The transcript is spliced from 6 exons.